UCUCCUCCAUCACCACCGCCGUCACAUCUCUCGCCAUUUGAAUUUCUUCGCCAUGGCCAAGCAGUUGGCACGAACUCAGGUUUUCCAUGGCACACUGAUUCAUACCGUCAGUUCAACUGAGCUGGUGAUCCUCACCGACACGGUGAUCAUUGUCAAUCCGACCGGCAUCAUCCAAGGUAUCCAUCCGUCCACGCCAGCAGCCACCAUUUCACAACUGCUGGUGCAGCAUCACGGCCUGAAUCCACCUACGUAUCGCUUGACCAUCCUUGGUCCAACUGAAUUUCUCAUUCCCGGCUUCAUUGACACUCACACCCACGCUCCACAGUGGGCACAACGCGGCACUGGCCGAGGCAUUCCUCUUUUACAAUGGCUAGAGGAGAUCACGUUCCCCCACGAAGCUAGAUUGGACGAUCCACACUAUGCACGACGGCUCUACUCAGUGUGUGUCCGAGGAGGCCUCCAGCAGGGCGUCACAACCGCCUGUUACUAUGGGUCGCGUCACGCCGAGGCGUCCGUGAUUCUGGCUGAAACCUGUCUCGCCCAGGGCCAACGUGCAUUGAUAGGCAAAUGCAACAUGAAUCGCCACGCACCAGACUGGUACUGCGAUAGCUCCACUGUUGAAUCGAUCACAGACACGGAAACGUUCAUUCGAAAAGUCCGGGAUCUGGACCCUGGCCACGAACUAGUCACUCCGGUGAUCACGCCCCGAUUCGCGAUCAGCUGCGAUGAGGAGCUUCUCCACGAGCUGGGACAGCUCGCAGCCCGCCACCCGGACCUACCAAUUCAAACCCAUUUCAACGAGUCACGCGGCGAGGUGGAGUUCACACGGACCCUCUUCCCCAAUGACACGAGUGAGACGGAGCUCUACGAACGGCUGGGGCUUCUCAACGACCGCAGCAUCCUUGCCCACGCAAUCUACCCAUCUGAUGCGGAGAUUGACCGGAUGGCGCAGCUGAACUGCGGGAUUGCCCACUGCCCGAUCCCGAAUGUGACGAUGGAUGUGUUCAUGGUGGCACCGGUGCGAGAGUAUCUGCGGCGGGACAUCAAGAUCGGACUCGGGACCGACUGCGGCGGGGGAUAUUCAAGCUCUAUGCUGGAGGUGAUGAAGGCCGCGUUUGUAGUCUCGACCGCCGGAAGUACCAUGACUCAGGGACGCGAUGAACCGUUGACUCUCACGGAGGGGUUUUACAUGGCCACCUUAGGGGGCGCGCGAGUCUGUGGGCUCGAAGGAAAGGUGGGGAACUUUCGCGUUGGCAAGGAAUUCGAUGCGUUGCUGGUGAGGACGAAGACGGGUGUGAUGGCGCCGGUGGAGGAGUCCGAUGAUGUAAGGACGUUGUUUGAAAAGUUUCUUAUGACAGGAGAUGACCGCAAUAUUAUGCAGGUCUUUGUCAAAGGAAGGAGAGUUCAUGUACUUUAAUGCUGUGGUAUACUGGGAAAAGGAAAAAUUGAGCGAUCUCUUUCUGUUUCA
This is a messenger RNA of Aspergillus fijiensis CBS 313.89, 1468 nucleotides long. Its product is annotated as putative guanine deaminase. Bases 53 to 1417 code for a protein of 454 amino acids. NCBI's taxonomy places the organism in Eukaryota, Fungi, Ascomycota, Eurotiomycetes, Eurotiales, Aspergillaceae. Gene Ontology annotation, biological process: guanine metabolic process. The transcript has a single exon. Gene Ontology annotation, molecular function: guanine deaminase activity; zinc ion binding. Gene Ontology annotation, cellular component: cytosol. The record is from RefSeq and is a predicted model, not a curated record.